Molecule: messenger RNA, 857 nt
Organism: Caenorhabditis elegans
Lineage: Eukaryota; Metazoa; Nematoda; Chromadorea; Rhabditida; Rhabditidae
Gene: prmt-6
Product: Methyltransferase domain-containing protein
Exons: 3
Coding region: 56-814 (252 amino acids)
Source: RefSeq, marked reviewed
GAUUGGCAUUAUUUAAUUCAAGUUUCCCUUUUCAUUCUUCUUUUUCUUUUCAAAAAUGUCCGAUUUCCCAUCUGAAGCGUACACUGAGGCUCAACAAAAGUGGCUUGGCAGGGAUCACCUUAUCACUCCUACUAUCAAAAAGGCAUUUGGUCAUAUUUUGGUGGGAAAAGAGGUUUUGGAUGUUGGGUGUGGAAAUGGUCACUACUCCUUCGAUUUUCUUCGUUGGGGAGCCCAUAAAGUAUUUGGUGUUGACAAUUCGGAGGAGAUGAUUCAAAUCUGCAAAUCUUCCCCGGAUUUCGAAAAUUUUAACUCAAAAAUCGAUUUUCUGCUCGGUGAAGUUACAAAUUUCCAUGUGGACGGUGCCAGUUUUGAUGUGGCGACCGCGUUUUUUGUGCUCCAAUUUUUGCACAAAAACGAUGACGUGGCACUGGCAAUUCAGAAUAUUUCGCGGCAUUUGAAGUCACGUGGCACAUUUUUUGGAUUGAUUCCUAAUGGUGUUCCGGGUGUUCGGGCUCCAGAGAAUAUGGGCCUGAAAUUGGGAGCCCAGAUUCAAAAAGAGCCCGAAAGCCCGUUUGUCGAUGGGGAAGUUGUUGGAAUUAAUUUUUAUGCGAAUGGAGAAGUUUGCGGAAGCUCGAAAAUCGCUCUCCACUCCCGCGAAUUCUAUGAGCAAUGCUUCAAAGCGGCAGGAUUUUCACAAAUUGAAUGGAUUGCACCGCAUUUCACGGAUCAUGCAAAAAACUUGCUCGGCGAGCAAUUUUGCUUUCAAUUUUUGAAUCCUCCAUGUGAUAUUAUGUUCAAAUGUGUUAAAAUGUGAAAAUAAUUUUUCAUUUUCAGAAUAAACCAUUACAAUUUCAAAA